AUGGCUUUGGAAGAUAUCUGCGGCUUCAAAGACACCCCCGUGCAUCACGAGUGGUUUCCUGCAACUCAGUUUCAGAAAACAGCCUUAUCUAUUCAUAUGACUGACUAUUACAACUUUGGUUCUAGAACAUCAAAGACAUCAGGAAGCACUAAUGGGAUGCCACUGCAUUUCUUCAUACCAUCUCUGCCAAACUCUGCUCCUCUCAACCACAGACCUUUGCUCUCUCGUCCUCCAGCCAAGCAUUCAGCGACUGUCCGUCUGCCUUUUCCUCUCUCUCACGGGACAACUACCCUUGGAUUUAUCUUCCAAGGUGGGGUCAUUGCAGCUGCAGACACACGAGCCAGUGCUGGGGGUCUUGUUGCAUGCCCAGCUGUUCACAAGAUCACUCCUAUUCACUCCCAUUUAGUGGUCACCUCUUCUGGGAGUGGUGCAGACUGCAUGCUAUGGGAACGAAUUCUGAUCAGAGAAAUUAGACUCUACCAGCUACGGAACAGGCGUCGCCUUUCCAUACGUGGCACUGCUAAGCUCCUGUCAUUUAUGCUGCACCCCUUUAAGGGCACUAAUGUGUGUGUGGCCCUCACUUUGUGUGGCUGGGAUAAGGAAGUUGCCACAUCCCCAAACAAUGGCCCAAAGGUGAUAUAUGUCUGCAGCGAUGGAGCUCGGCUCCAAGGGGACGUAUUUUCUGUGGGUUCAGGCUCUCCUUAUGCUUACGGAGUCCUAGACAGAGAGCUGAGAUGGGGCUUGAGUAAGGAAGAAGCCAUCUCCUUAGCGAGAGAAGCAGUUUUCAGAGCCACUCACAGAGAUGCUUACUCAGGGAACAACGUGGACCUCUUCCACAUCACAGCUCAGGGAUGGACCCAAAGGGAGAGAGAGGACCUGAAAGAGGAGUAUUAUAGAGACAUGAAGAGGAAGGAGAAGAUAGUGAAGGAAAGAAAAAGACUGACUGAAUAA
Molecule: messenger RNA, 951 nt
Organism: Cheilinus undulatus (humphead wrasse)
Lineage: Eukaryota; Metazoa; Chordata; Actinopteri; Labriformes; Labridae
Gene: psmb11a
Product: proteasome 20S subunit beta 11a
Exons: 1
Coding region: 1-951 (316 amino acids)
Cellular component (GO): proteasome core complex
Molecular function (GO): threonine-type endopeptidase activity
Source: RefSeq, a predicted model, not a curated record